AUGGCGAAGCAAAAACCGGCGGCGCGCGUUCAGAAUAGACCCAUCUAUUCUCGAAUGUCUUACCUUUAUCAGGCUGCAGCAUUCCUCGCCCAACAGAACUUGAAUGGGGAGGCUGGCCCAAGCCGCAUUGGAGCUGCCGAUGCCGAAACAAAAACGCACGCAGGUGGCGCUAACGGUGUGAUGGCCCGCCGUCUAUUGUCAGAUCUCAGGGCCGUAUCGCUCAAGACCCAGAUCCGCAUCGAUCCCUCAAUCAAGCGGGCCGUGUCUCUGGGAGCUGCGGGAAGCGUGGCUCAGAGCAAAGAGGUCAAACGAAUGGUCUUCCAGCGCGCGUCGGAGCCCGCAAGUGUCGUGAGCAUACCGGCGAAGUGGACAACGGGCCGAAUUGCUCGGCUCGUUAAGCACAUGAGCUUUCGCCCAUAG
Parascedosporium putredinis is the source of this 420-nucleotide messenger RNA. The record is from the annotation of a GenBank genome assembly. Lineage: Eukaryota; Fungi; Ascomycota; Sordariomycetes; Microascales; Microascaceae.